Centruroides sculpturatus (bark scorpion) is the source of this 430-nucleotide messenger RNA. Its product is annotated as H/ACA ribonucleoprotein complex subunit 2-like protein. The annotation marks the transcript as partial. The transcript is spliced from 4 exons. The record is from RefSeq and is a predicted model, not a curated record. NCBI's taxonomy places the organism in Eukaryota, Metazoa, Arthropoda, Arachnida, Scorpiones, Buthidae.
CGACAAUACAACUUGACGGAUGUUUUAAAUGCAUUUCGUACAAAAAUAGUGGUGUUUGCUGGAGACAUAACACCAGUUGAUAUGAUGUGCCAUUUACCUGCUGUAUGUGAAGAAAAGAAUUUGCCUUAUAUUUACACUCCAAGUCGUGCUGAUUUAGGAAAUGCUAUGGGUGUAAAUAGAGGUUGUCUAAUGGUGAUGAUAAGAAGCCAUCAAGAUUAUGAGGAAUUAUUUGAAGAGUGCUCAACAGAAAUUGGAAAACUUCCCAUUCCUAUAUAUGAUCCCCAGCAAACUCUUUAAGAAAAGCAUGUGGUAUGACAUCACGUCAAUUCUAAUUUUGUUCAUCAAUUCAGAAUAUGAAAAAUGUAUAAAUUUCUCCAUCAACAAAAUAAUGCAUUUUAUUAUGACAAAAGUGUAAAAUAAACUAAAUUCU